Messenger RNA from Engraulis encrasicolus (European anchovy), 2924 nucleotides. Its product is annotated as probable carboxypeptidase X1. The transcript is spliced from 13 exons. The record is from RefSeq and is a predicted model, not a curated record. The coding region runs from base 62 to 2467 and encodes 801 amino acids. Gene Ontology annotation, biological process: peptide metabolic process; protein processing. Gene Ontology annotation, molecular function: zinc ion binding; metallocarboxypeptidase activity. NCBI's taxonomy places the organism in Eukaryota, Metazoa, Chordata, Actinopteri, Clupeiformes, Engraulidae.
UUAUGAGGAGAAGCCGCACUAUUGUCAAAUUUAGUCCAGAUUGCCGACCCACGACGAAGACAUGACUAGUGUAACACUUUAUAGUUUUGCUCUCAUCUGCAUAGCAAGUUUAUCAACGUGUCAAAAUGUUUCUUUGACCAGUUCUGAAACAAAGGAACGUUUAAAUGGGACUGAUAUACCUAAUAACAUUACCACAUUGGCUCCUGUGUUAGCGACCACUCAAAGCGUGAAGACAACAGAUGCGCCAACAACCGUAGCAAAUGAUGAAACAAAAACGGCAGUGACACAUGAGUCUAAAAAACUAGCAAAUGCGACUACUCGUGCAAAUAGCCAAUCUACUACACAUCCUCCGACAACAACGACGACUGCAAAGACCACAACCACGACUACGAAGUCUCCUACAACAACUGCCAAUAAGUCAUCUAAAGGGAACUUCAACACUGAGGACUUGAAUGACAAAAUCGACAAAAACGUGGAAAGGAGAGUGUGGUACAAACCCGAGGAGAGCGAGCCGCCUGAGUUAGCAUGCCCUCCGCUUGGGCUGGAGUCUCUGAGGGUGAAGGACGCCCAGCUGCAGUCGUCCACGUACCAGCGCAGAGGGCUGGGGCCUCAUCGAGGCAGACUCAACAUCCAGUCUGGCGUUGAGGAUGGAGACAUCUAUGACGGGGCGUGGUGCUCGUCCUAUGAGGACCAGAAGCAGUGGCUGCAGGUGGACGCCCGCAGGCAGACCAACUUCACGGGGGUCAUACUGCAAGGUCGCGCCUCCAUCUGGAGCUGGGACUUUGUGACUUCCUAUAAGGUCCAGGUCAGCAAUGACACCAUCAAUUGGAAGCCAUGCAUGAAUGGAACAGAGGAGGCCGUGUUUGAGGGAAACCAGGACACAUUUACCCCAGUGCUAGGAGCGUUUCCUGUUCCCGUGGUGGCUCGCUACCUCCGCAUCAACCCACAGACCUGGUACGAGAACGGCACCAUAUGUCUCAGGGCUGAAGUAUUGGGAUGUGCAAUUCCAGACCCAAAUAACAUCUACCCGUGGCAGCAGGAGGAUGAGGGCUCCAGGGACAAGCUGGACUUCAGACAUCACAACUACAAAGAGAUGAGGAAGGUCAUGAGGGCCGUGCACGAGUCGUGUCCCGACAUCACCCGCAUCUACAGCAUUGGCAAGAGCUACCUGGGCCUCAAGCUCUACGUCAUGGAGAUCUCUGACAACCCCGGCAAACACGAGCUAGGUGAGCCGGAGUUCCGCUACGUGGCCGGUAUGCAUGGCAACGAGGUGGUGGGCCGGGAGCUGAUGCUGAACCUGAUGCAGUACAUGUGUCAGCAGUACAAAGAGGGAAACCAGCGCAUCGUCAAGCUGAUCAAAGACACGCGCAUACACCUGCUACCCUCCAUGAACCCAGAUGGCUACGAAAUGGCCUACAAGAAGGGCUCUGAGUUGUCUGGCUGGGCACUGGGUCGCUAUAGCUACGAGGGCAUUGACAUGAACCACAACUUUGCCGAUCUCAACACGAUCAUGUGGGAUGCCAUCGAGCUGGAGACAGACAAGUCCAAACUCAUCAACCACUACUUCCCCAUCCCAGAGAAGUACACAUCAGAGGAGGCCUUUGUGGCGUCCGAAACUCGUGCAGUCAUUAACUGGAUGCAGAACAUCCCCUUCGUCCUGAGCGCCAACCUGCACGGCGGGGAACUGGUGGUCACCUACCCGUACGACAUGACCAAAGACUGGGCCCCGCGCGAGCACACCCCCACGGCCGACGAGAGCUUCUUCCGCUGGCUCGCCACGGUCUACGCCAGCACCAACCACGUGAUGUCCAAUCCCGACCGGCGGCCAUGUCACAACGAGGACUUCCUGCGCUACAACAACAUCAUCAACGGAGCCAACUGGCACACCGUCCCAGGAAGCAUGAAUGACUUCAGCUACUUGCACACCAACUGCUUUGAGAUAACGGUGGAGCUGUCAUGUGAUAAGUUCCCUCAUGCCAGUGAACUUCCCCGGGAGUGGGAGAAUAACAAAGAGUCUCUUCUCGUCUACAUGGAACAGGUACACAGAGGUCUGAAAGGAGUGGUAAGGGACAAAGACACAGAAGCUGGCAUACCGGAUGCAGUUAUUCAAGUAGAUGACAUCGACCACCACAUCAGAUCAGCACCUGACGGAGAUUACUGGCGCCUGCUGAACCCCGGCGACUAUGACGUCACUGUCACCGCCGAGGGCUAUUUACCAUCCAAGCGCUCCUGCCGGGUGGAGUACGACCACUUCCCCACCAUCUGCGACUUCCGCCUCACCAAAACGCCCAAGCAGCGACUGAGGGAGAUCCUGGCGAAGGGCGGCAAGAUCCCCAAAGACCUGAUGCUGAGAUUACGCCACAUACGUCAGCGCAAGCUACGUGCCACCACCAAAGCCCUCAACCGCCAACGGGAGUCGCAGCGCAGGGCCAGGCAGACUCGACAGACUUGGCAACGCCGUCACUAGGCAACCAAUGUGACCUCUGACCUCAACUGUGGGGUCAGUCAAAGUAAAAAGGGACUAUGAUUUGAUCUGGUGCAAAGACCAUUACCAAUCGAUUCACUGGUGCGCUUUUUAAAAGGAAGUAAAUGUAAGUCAGUGCGUAUAGAGGUGAUUUUAGUCUUCUUCUCAGGGUUGAACAGAAAUAUUGGAAUAAUAUUUGUUUUGCUUUUUGUGAGAGGAUUUUUUUUGCAAUGGUCCAACACAUGUUGAUAAUUUGUUAUUCAGAAUAAAAUACUAAAGUACUUGCCCCUACCUACAAAAAACAGGUGUCCACCACCACAACCAUGUGAAAAAAAUGUGAUUGAUGAGUAGCUCAUGUUGCUGGCAAAUGGGGAAACAAUGGUAAACAACACAGCUUUUUAAAAAAGUCAGUCUGGAACUGACAUUGUAUAAUCUUUAAUAAAGUGAGAAAAAACUCAAU